UGGGGUGGGGUACGUUAUACACUAAUGCUUCUCCUAGCUUGUACUUUGCUUUGAGAGCCUUUUUGGGUUGUUGCCAACCAGAACUACCAGAUCAUCAUUUUCCCUUUCUAGUACUCACUCUUCUACCAUACUAUACAAAUACACCUUUCUUUUCUUUCAAAACCUGUUCAGUCAAUCUCUGUAGCAAGAGGAUCAUCAUUCUCCUAUCCUUUUUUAUGUUUUUUCUUUGAUUCAAUCAUACCUAUCAUCCAUGGCCACUGAUGAAUCUACAGUUGCUUCUGUUCAUCCCUCUCAGGCAGAGAAGGAAGUUAAAAUGAUGGAACAAGACAACGCUGCGCCUCAACUUAAGGAAAGCGGGGAGGAGGUGCUGAAAGUUGAGAAAAAUGGUGAAGCUCCUCCGACUAGUGAGGCGGUGGUGGUGGAAGAUGAGAAGGUGGGGGAGGAAGUGGCUGCAGCCGAAGAGGUGAAACCCGAGGGUGAGGUAGAGAAGCCUAAAGGUGAGGUAAUUAAAGUGGAGAAGAGUGGCAUUGAGGAAGAGAAGCCUAAAGGUGAGGAAUUGCCUUGUGUCGUCGUGGUUGAAAAAGUGGAAAAAGCCGAGGAUGGUGAAGAAGGGAAGCCUCAAGGCGAGGAUUUAGCUGCACUUGAAGAGGACGGGGAAGAGAAGGCGCCUAAGGGCGAGGAAUUACCCAUUGUUGAAGAGGUGAAAACAGGUGAUGAUGAUAAUAAAGAAGAGAAGCCUAAAGUUGAGGAUUUGGGUGUCAUUGAAGAUGUGGGAAAAGAGAAGCCUAGUUGUGAUGAAUUGCCUGUAAUUUCAGAGGCAAUCAAAGUUGAAGAGAAGGCUGAGGGUGAGGAGUUGCCUGCUGUUGGAGAAGAGGCGAAAAAGCCCGACGAUGAGGAAGCCAAACCGAAAGGUGAGGAGUUAGCCAUAAGUGAAGAGGUGAAAACAGGUGAUGGUGAAGAGAAGCCUAAAGUUGAGAAUUUAAGUGUCAUUGAAGAGGUAAUGGAAAAGGGCAUUGUGGAAGAGAUAGAGAAGCCUAUUUGUGAUGAAGAAUUGCCUGUAAUUGAAAAAACAGUUGAAGAGAAAGAGGAAGAGAAGCCUAAACCAGAAGAAAAAGAAGAACAGCAAAUUACUCUUCAAGUCCCUUCAGUUGAACCAGAAGAAAAGAUUGAACCCCAGAUUCCACCUUCUACAGAAGAGCCUGCAAAGGAGCCUGAUCAAACCACUCCUGUAAUAGCAAUCGACCACGAGGCAAAACCCGUGGCACCUGAAGAAGAUGUCGAAAAGCCACUAGAUGAACCAAUAAAUGAAGUAAAACCCGUGGAGCAACCAAAACCAGUCGAGGUUCCGGUUCCUGAACCAAAAACAGUCGAAGAAACGAAAGGGCAGGAAGAAAAACUGCCAGCUAAAGAACACGAUUCAGAAGUUCCAGAACCCGCUGUUGUGAAACAGGAAACUGCAGUAACCGAAGAACCCCGGGAGCAGGCUACUAUCCCCGAGAAGGCAGAGGUUUUGGCUGAAAAAAUUGAAGCCAUCGUCGAAGAAGCUCAACUAGUACCUCAGGUUGCUCAAUGCUUAGAGCACGAGACACAAACCGAGACAAAACAACACCAACUCACUGAAAAUGUUGUCAACGAGGAAGCAAAAACUAUCGAACCAUCUGAAACUCCUGCAGAGGAAGCAGCUCAAGUCAAGACAGUUUCUCGAGACGCUGAAAAUGAAGCAACCGAGGCAACAGAAGUGGAGAAGAAGGUAGAUGAAGCCCCUGCAGCCACUACACUCGAAGACGCCCUAAAGCCACAGACAGAAGUGAAAGAAGAGGUGGCUCCUGAAGCUGCAAAACAGGACGAAUCGAAAGAUGGCAACGACAAGAAAGAGGACAAUGUUGUUCUUGUGAAGGCAAAGCAAUCAAACAUCAUAUCAAAGGUUAAGCAAACGCUUGUCAAGGCAAAGAAAGCAAUCAUUGGGAAAUCCCCGACUCCAAAAACCGAAACAAAGACAGUUGAAGUAAAAGCCAAAUAAACUAAGAAGCAGAAUGAAACAGGUAACAAUGGCUACAUAUAAUGAUCAGAAAUCGCAAGUAGUAACAUACUUGUCAAGUGUGCUCUUUUAUUCUCAUUUUAUUUAUUGAUUUAUUGCCAAAUUUGUGCUGUUGGUUUGUUGAAUGAUCAGUGCUUGUUGUCCUAGGUAUAGUACAGGAAUGUUUUUUUUUUAUCGAUACAUUUGCAAACUAGAAGGGUGGGUUGAUUUUCUUUGCUUUCUUUCGUCUCGAUUCAUUUGGUUUGUGUGUUGAUGCAAGAACAUAUAUUGGAUUAAUUUGUUGAGGAUAUGAUGUACAUAAAGUUUGAUUGAAUUUGUGAUUUGUGAAUAUUGUUAUAUAUAGUAGUUCCAAUGAUAAUGAAUAUUCAUCUGUUGCAUGGAAAA
Messenger RNA from Ipomoea triloba (trilobed morning glory), 2422 nucleotides. RefSeq names its product neurofilament medium polypeptide. The coding region runs from base 251 to 2020 and encodes 589 amino acids. The transcript is spliced from 2 exons. NCBI's taxonomy places the organism in Eukaryota, Viridiplantae, Streptophyta, Magnoliopsida, Solanales, Convolvulaceae. The record is from RefSeq and is a predicted model, not a curated record.